UAUUAUAUUUUUAUUUUACAUUUUUCAUUUAUAUUUAUUGUGAAUUUAUAAGACUAAAUAAGACAAAGAAGAAAAUAGCAAAACUAACAACAACAACUUAGUUGGCUGUGUUCCAAUUUGUUUAUUGCCUGCUAAUUUAGGUUUUUUUGAACUUACAUCUAAACCAGAAUACCUACCGAAUGUUUUUUUGAUUAUUUGUAAUAAUAAAUUUGUUUUUCAGGUAUUGAGCUGGUCUAUUAGCUGCUACAUCUAAAAGCUUCAUUUCAUAGAAAGCAUCUAGGUCAUUGACUAUGAAAAAAAAUAAUUGUACUGGAGAAUACGCCUUGGUUCUUUCCAGUAUGACGUCCUUAACAAUUUUCACGCCAGCCUCGCUUAUAUUAUUCGUAUUUUGACCUCUGGUUAUCAAGCCUUUCCUAAAACAUAAUGCCCACUGCUCUUUCCUUUGGUAUAAAUUGGUUAAAUAUGUUAUAAAUAUUGGGUAUGUUUUAACUAAUGUUUGUUGAAGUGCCUUAUUAAAUGUACUUGCAAGUUCUUCUUCAUUUUUUGAAUAUAUCAUUUCUUUUAUUAUAGAAUAUAAGGUAUAGCGAUGAUGAAGAGGUACACCGUGGUUUGAAUCCCAUAGAUACCUCCAAGUAGCUUGUAGAACGUGAAAAAUACAAAGUAAAAGUAUUGAUUCAGGAAAAACUGAAUGCAAUGCACUUCUUUCAGCCGCUGAGUCAUCAGACAUAAAAAUCUUUGGACCUUUUGUACCUCUACCUGCCAGUGAUUUAGUGUUCCUACAGGUAUACCUCCAGCACAACUAUUUGUAUAAAUCAUGAAGACUUUACAACCAUACCUGUCCAUAUUUGCUGAAGCAUCUAUAAAAAGAAUUUCUCCACAUUCAUUUAAUUCGCAACUAAUUCUGCUCAUUAAAGGAGUGACUAUUGCUAUGGCAAAGUUUCCAUUCUCAAGUUCUUUCAUAGCAGCUGUGUCAGACAUGCAUUCAGUAUUAUAUUCUUGUAUUGCAUCCUUUAGAGAUGAAAUCAUUUGCUCACCAUGUGAUGGCGUUUUACCUUCCUCAAAUAAUUUCAAAAACUUGGCUUUUAUUUCCUCAGAUGGUAUUCUGUGUUUCAUGACAUCAGCCCUUAAAAUAUGGUGGUUAUGGGUGUGUUUCAACAGAACCCUGGCAUAUGUUUUGAAACUAUUGGAUGAAGAAUUGUCAUCGUUCCUAGAUUAUAAAUAAAAAUUAAUUCAAAUACAUUUGUUUAUUAAUUGAACUUACAACGUAAUAUGCUCAGACAACAAAUCAUUAUCUUCGUCUUUUAAUAUUUGUAUACCCAAUGUCGCUUUACAGUCGAAAUGCUUUUCACUUGGAUUUGAAUUAGCCUUUGGUCUUGUGUUGUGAUGACAUCUGUAUCGUUUCUAUUUAAAAUUCAACAAAAAAUAAUAAAAUGUAUUUAUACACACA
Messenger RNA from Acyrthosiphon pisum (pea aphid), 1447 nucleotides. RefSeq lists its product as uncharacterized. The transcript has 3 exons. Bases 815 to 1222 code for a protein of 135 amino acids. NCBI's taxonomy places the organism in Eukaryota, Metazoa, Arthropoda, Insecta, Hemiptera, Aphididae. The record is from RefSeq and is a predicted model, not a curated record.